This is a messenger RNA of Drosophila teissieri, 2501 nucleotides long. It is a transcript of the gene Orct2, whose product is annotated as organic cation transporter-like protein. Gene Ontology annotation, biological process: transmembrane transport. Gene Ontology annotation, cellular component: membrane. The record is from RefSeq and is a predicted model, not a curated record. The coding region runs from base 394 to 2094 and encodes 566 amino acids. The transcript has a single exon. Gene Ontology annotation, molecular function: transmembrane transporter activity. NCBI's taxonomy places the organism in Eukaryota, Metazoa, Arthropoda, Insecta, Diptera, Drosophilidae.
CCGAGGUGACGCAUCUGGAUAGCGGAGUGCCGGUUUCUUGCGCGCAGUAGCCUUGUUUCCAUUUCCACCGUGGACUCACUGCCUCUCCUCCCUGGCCAACGUAUUUUGGCAACACGUGUUGGCCGAUAAUUGCCGGAACCGGGACGGAGAAUUCUCGCUCUUUCUCUAGGGAGCAAAGUACACGUCAACGGAGCAGAGAGUCCACUUGUAUUUCUGGGCAAACUUGCGAGUGCGAGUGCGUCGACAUCACGAGAUUGUGCCAAAAAAGCAUAGCGUUUCCGAUUUUGUGAUUCAUUCUACCGGCGCCACUCGACGAAGUCAGCUGCGCGAACGGAAUCUAAUAUUCAGACUCUCGUGGACUCUGGACAAAAGUGUUGAGUGUGGAGCUACGCCAUGGGCUAUGACGAGGCCAUCGUCCAUCUGGGCGACUUUGGACGCUACCAGAAGAUCAUCUACUCCCUCAUCUGCCUCACAUCCAUUCCAGUGGCCUUCCACAAGCUGGCCGGAGUGUUCCUGCUGGCCAAGCCCGACUUCCGAUGUGCCCUGCCCUUCGAGAAUGGCAGCAGCUACGAGUUGUCCCCCCACCUGUGGAACCUAUCGUAUCCGCAGAACGAGAGGUGCUCCUACUACGAUGUGGACUACUCGGAGGCGUAUUUGAAUGGCAGCAUUCCGCGGAGCAGCAACAACACCAAGAGCUGUACCAGCUACGUUUACGAUCGGAGCAAGUACCUCAACAGUGCGGUGACCGAGUGGAACCUGGUUUGUGGCAGGGAUUUCAUGGCCGCCACCAGCGAUUCACUCUUCAUGCUGGGCGUGCUCCUGGGCAGCAUUGUGUUUGGCCAGCUGAGCGACAAGUACGGAAGGAAGCCCAUCCUCUUCGCCUCGCUGGUCAUCCAGGUGCUGUUCGGUGUUCUGGCCGGAGUGGCUCCGGAAUAUUUCACGUACACGUUCGCGAGACUGAUGGUGGGUGCCACCACUUCGGGUGUGUUCCUGGUGGCCUAUGUGGUGGCCAUGGAAAUGGUGGGUCCGGACAAGCGCCUGUACGCCGGCAUCUUCGUCAUGAUGUUCUUCUCCGUGGGCUUCAUGCUGACGGCGGUCUUUGCCUACUUCGUCCACGACUGGCGCUGGUUGCAGAUUGCACUAACUCUACCCGGACUGAUCUUCAUGUUCUACUACUGGAUCAUUCCGGAAUCCGCCCGCUGGCUGCUCUCGAAGGGACGCAAGGAUUGCGCCAUCGCCAACAUGCAGAAGGCGGCGCGAUUCAACAAGGUGGAGAUCAGCGAUGAGGCAUUGAGUGAGCUGCUCGAUGAGGGUGAAAACUCCGAGGAGAAGGCCAAGCAGAAGCUGGAGGACUUGGAGCAGGAUGAGGGACCACCGCCCUCCGUGUGGGAUCUCUUCUGCUAUCCCAAUCUCCGGCGCAAGACGCUGCUCAUCUUCCUGGACUGGCUGGUGACCAGUGGCGUGUACUAUGGACUCUCGUGGAACACCAACGACCUGGGCGGCAAUGUGCUGCUGAACUUCGUCAUCUCGGGUGCCGUGGAGAUACCAGGCUAUAUAUUCCUGCUGCUGACCCUGAACCGCUGGGGCCGGCGAUCGAUCCUCUGCGGCACCCUGGUGACCGCCGGUCUCAGUCUCCUGGCCACGGUCAUCAUUCCGGAGCGGAUGCACACGCUCAUCAUCGCGUGCGCCAUGCUGGGCAAACUGGCGAUCACCGCGUCGUAUGGAACCGUUUACAUAUUCUCCGCCGAGCAGUUCCCAACCGUGGUGAGAAACGUGGCCCUGGGCGCCGCCUCCAUGGUGGCUCGCAUCAGUGGCAUGAUGGCACCAUUCCUCAAAGUGUUGGCCACCAUUUGGAAGCCACUGCCGCUGCUCAUCUGCGGAUCGCUCUCCUUGGCGGCCGGGUUGCUCUCGCUCCUGCUGCCGGAGACGCACAAUAAGCCCAUGCUGGAGACCAUUGCGGAUGGCGAGCGUUUCGGCAAGAAGACCAAGGGCGAUGUCUACCUGGAAACGGGCCAAGAACUGCGAACACCGGAGGCGCAGCCUCUCAAGGGAUCAGGCGACACAAAUGGAUCAGCCAAUGGCCACAAGUACUAGAGCAUCUCGGGGCCAGAACUUAAGAGUUUCCAGAAUUUACAGAACUUAGAGACUACAGACAGGGCAUCUAGAAGUCGGUCAGGCCAAAGGCAGGGCAUUUACCUUUAAAAAAUAGCGCAAGUAUUAUACAAAAUUCUGAAAUCUCACACGUAACCAAAAACGAAAAGACCAGACAAGAAAACAUUGUACGUAAAAGAAAGGGUAGCAACAAAUAGAUCAUAACCCUUUAAGCAUUUAGCCGGGUGAUGAGAAGCGGUCUUAUAAAGAGGGUUACGAUUGGGGUAGGUUUUCCCCGGAAAAUCAGCUGGAAAAUGCCCCGUGUUGCUGCAUAACUUAUUCCUAUACCUAUGUUUAACUUUAGCUUACCACUUAUAUGUAGUAGAUGAUUUUGAAAUAAACGUACUUUU